Molecule: messenger RNA, 5672 nt
Organism: Oncorhynchus keta (chum salmon)
Lineage: Eukaryota; Metazoa; Chordata; Actinopteri; Salmoniformes; Salmonidae
Product: methyl-CpG-binding domain protein 3-like
Exons: 7
Coding region: 189-1004 (271 amino acids)
Molecular function (GO): DNA binding
Source: RefSeq, a predicted model, not a curated record
UAUUUCUGUACGACAAAGAGAUACGGUAAAUCGGGAGAGAGAGAACCAUGAUAAGUGUGUGAGCCUAGAUGUAUGUCACAUAGUAGGCCUAAUGGACUUAUUUGUAUAAAACACGAAUUUUAACCCCAAAUAUAAUAACGUUAGGAGCAAUCACUGAACACUUCAACGGAAUUAAACUCUGGGAGAACAUGGAGAAGAAACGGUGGGAUUGCUCGGCUCUCCCCAAGGGCUGGCAAAUUGAAGAAGUGACCAGAAAGUCGGGUUUGUCUGCGGGGAAAAGCGAUGUCUAUUAUUAUAGUCCAACCGGGAAGAAGUUUCGGAGCAAGCCUCAGCUGGCUCGUUACCUUGGCAACCAGAUGGACCUCAGCUCCUUCGACUUCCGCACGGGGAAGAUGCUCAUGAGUAAACUGAACAAGAACAGACAGAGACUCCGCUAUGACAACAACAAUCAGACCAAGGGCAAGCCAGACCUGAACACAUCACUUCCCGUCAGACAGACUGCUUCCAUCUUUAAGCAGCCUGUCACCAAGGUUACCAACCACCCCAGCAACAAAGUCAAGACUGAUCCACAGAAAGCUGUGGACCAGCCAAAACAGCUUUUCUGGGAGAAGAAGCUUGGUGGUCUCAAUGCAUUUGACAUCGCAGAGGAGCUAGUGAAGACAAUGGACCUGCCUAAAGGUCUGCAAGGAGUUGGACCUGGAUGUACAGACAAGACUCUACUGUCAGCGAUAGCCAGCGCCCUGCACACUAGUGCAGCCCCCAUCACCGGUCAGCUGUCUGCAGCCGUGGAGAAGAACCCAGGGGUGUGGCUCAACACGACUCAGCCCCUCUGCAAGGCUUUCAUAGUCACUGACGAGGACAUCAGGAAGCAGGAAGAGCUGGUGUACAGUGUGAGGAAGAAGCUGGAGGAGGCUCUAAUGGCGGACAUGUUGGCUCAUGUGCAGGAAGCAGCCAGUGAGGGCGACUCACUCAAUGAAGACAAUGAUGACAUGGAGACUGUAUAGCAGAGGGAGAUGGGGUGUUAUAGAGUAGUCUGGAUGGGUUUUUCAACUCCUUGUCAAAUGACAAUGAAACCAGGAACCCUGUACCAAUCCAACCAAAAGAACUGCCCACUUUCUGCCCAUCCCCUUCCACGUGCUACCCCUCUGAAGCUCUGCCUACCUACUGUCCACCUCGCCCACUGUUUAGCCUCUUCUGGCACCAGCCCCAUGAAAGUACUUGGACUCAGGAAUUCUGAAUCAAAUUGAUUAUUAGCUAAAUUAUCUUUCUUUUGAAAAAGAUAGCAUGAAAUAAAAUGUUGGCGGGGUAGAGUGAAAGAGAUUGGUUUCGUACAGUAUGAUGAAUUGUGUGUUCAAUGAUGUAGUAUUUUUGUUUUGUAAGACAUUUUAUGGAUUUACUGAAUGUGAGUUAUAUAUUGUGACGAUCAUGUCAACCCACCCCAAAACAUGUUUUAAAUUCAUUGGGAUAUUUUGAAUUAGAAGUGAAUUCUGUUUUUUUUCCAUGGGUUUUUCUUUCUGGGUGUCUAAUGCACUCCAUGGGGAUAGAUGGACCAUAUUUUAAAGGUACUUUGGCUUAUUUUACAGGGCUAUGUGAGAGGCUUUGGUGAGAGGGAACAAGAUACUUGCCUAAAUGAUGAUAAUGUGGCAGGUAGCCUAGGGGUUAAGGGCGUUGGGCCAGUAACCGAAAGGUCACUGAUUCAAAUCCCUGAGCCGGUGAAAAAACUUCCCAUGUGCCCUUGAGCAAGGCACUUAACCCAAGUUGCUCUGGAUAAGAGUGUCUGCUAAAUGACUAACAUGUAUAUUAUGCACUCUAAAUUCUAGCGCUUGUGUUAAUCACAGGAGAGAGUAUUAGUGAAAAAUCAUUGGAUCAUGUUCUCAAGAAAAUAUCAUUAUUGUUGUAAUGUAGUCCAUAUAAACCCCUUACCCAGUACUUAUGAGUCAGGCCAUACUGUUCUGAGUUAUAAUGGGUACAACAGUUAUGAGUCAGGCCAUACUGUUCUGAGUUAUAAUGGGUACAACAGUUAUGAGUCAGGCCAUACUGUACUGAGUUAUAAUGGGUACAACAGUUAUGAGUCAGGCCAUACUGUUCUGAGUUAUAAUGGGUACAACAGUUAUGAGUCAGGCCAUACUGUUCUGAGUUAUAAUGGGUACAACAGUUAUGAGUCAGGCCAUACUGUACUGAGUUAUAAUGGGUACAACAGUUAUGAGUCAGGCCAUACUGUACUGAGUUAUAAUGGGUACAACAGUUAUGAGUCAGGCCAUACUGUACUGAGUUAUAAUGGGUACAACAGUUAUGAGUCAGGCCAUACUGUACUGAGUUAUAAUGGGCACAACAGUUAUGAGUCAGGCCAUACUGUACUGAGUUAUAAUGGGUACAACAGUUAUGAGUCAGGCUAUACUGUACUGAGUUAUAAUGGGUACAACAGUUAUGAGUCAGGCCAUAAUGUACUGAGUUAUAAUGGGUACAACAGUUAUGAGUCAGGCCAAACUGUACUGAGUUAUAAUGGGUACAACAGUUAUGAGUCAGGCCAUACUGUACUGAGUUAUAAUGGGUACAACAGUUAUGAGUCAGGCCAUACUGUACUGAGUUAUAAUGGGUACAACAGUUAUGAGUCAGGCCAAACUGUACUGAGUUAUAAUGGGUACAACAGUUAUGAGUCAGGCCAUACUGUACUGAGUUAUAAUGGGUACAACAGUUAUGAGUCAGGCCAUACUGUACUGAGUUAUAAUGGGUACAACAGUUAUGAGUCAGGCCAAACUGUACUGAGUUAUAAUGGGUACAACAGUUAUGAGUCAGGCCAAACUGUACUGAGUUAUAAUGGGUACAACAGUUAUGAGUCAGGCCAUACUGUACUGAGUUAUAAUGGGCACAACAGUUAUGAGUCAGGCCAUACUGUACUGAGUUAUAAUGGGUACAACAGUUAUGAGUCAGGCCAUACUGUACUGAGUUAUAAUGGGUACAACAGUUAUGAGUCAGGCCAUACUGUACUGAGUUAUAAUGGGUACAACAGUUAUGAGUCAGGCCAUACUGUACUGAGUUAUAAUGGGUACAACAGUUAUGAGUCAGGCCAAACUGUACUGAGUUAUAAUGGGUACAACAGUUAUGAGUCAGGCCAUACUGUACUGAGUUAUAAUGGGCACAACAGUUAUGAGUCAGGCCAUACUGUACUGAGUUAUAAUGGGUACAACAGUUAUGAGUCAGGCCAUACUGUACUGAGUUAUAAUGGGUACAACAGUUAUGAGUCAGGCCAUACUGUACUGAGUUAUAAUGGGUACAACAGUUAUGAGUCAGGCCAUACUGUACUGAGUUAUAAUGGGUACAACAGUUAUGAGUCAGGCCAUACUGUACUGAGUUAUAAUGGGUACAACAGUUAUGAGUCAGGCCAAACUGUACUGAGUUAUAAUGGGUACAACAGUUAUGAGUCAGGCCAUACUGUACUGAGUUAUAAUGGGUACAACAGUUAUGAGUCAGGCCAUACUGUACUGAGUUAUAAUGGGUACAACAGUUAUGAGUCAGGCCAUACUGUACUGAGUUAUAAUGGGUACAACAGUUAUGAGUCAGGCCAUACUGUACUGAGUUAUAAUGGGUACAACAGUUAUGAGUUAGGCCAAACUGUACUGAGUUAUAAUGGGUACAACAGUUAUGAGUCAGGCCAAACUGUACUGAGUUAUAAUGGGUACAACAGUUAUGAGUCAGGCCAUACUGUACUGAGUUAUAAUGGGUACAACAGUUAUGAGUCAGGCCAUACUGUACUGAGUUAUAAUGGGUACAACAGUUAUGAGUCAGGCCAAACUGUACUGAGUUAUAAUGGGUACAACAGUUAUGAGUCAGGCCAAACUGUACUGAGUUAUAAUGGGUACAACAGUUAUGAGUCAGGCCAUACUGUACUGAGUUAUAAUGGGUACAACAGUUAUGAGUCAGGCCAUACUGUACUGAGUUAUAAUGGGUACAACAGUUAUGAGUCAGACCAUACUGUACUGAGUUAUAAUGGGUACAACAGUUAUGAGUCAGGCCAUACUGUACUGAGUUAUAAUGGGUACAACAGUUAUGAGUCAGGCCAUACUGUACUGAGUUAUAAUGGGUACAACAGUUAUGAGUCAGGCCAAACUGUACUGAGUUAUAAUGGGUACAACAGUUAUGAGUCAGGCCAUACUGUACUGAGUUAUAAUGGGUACAACAGUUAUGAGUCAGGCCAUACUGUACUGAGUUAUAAUGGGUACAACAGUUAUGAGUCAGGCCAAACUGUACUGAGUUAUAAUGGGUACAACAGUUAUGAGUCAGGCCAAACUGUACUGAGUUAUAAUGGGUACAACAGUUAUGAGUCAGGCCAAACUGUACUGAGUUAUAAUGGGUACAACAGUUAUGAGUCAGGCCAUACUGUACUGAGUUAUAAUGGGUACAACAGUUAUGAGUCAGGCCAUACUGUACUGAGUUAUAAUGGGUACAACAGUUAUGAGUCAGGCCAUACUGUACUGAGUUAUAAUGGGUACAACAGUUAUGAGUCAGGCCAUACUGUACUGAGUUAUAAUGGGUACAACAGUUAUGAGUCAGGCCAUACUGUACUGAGUUAUAAUGGGUACAACAGUUAUGAGUCAGGCCAAACUGUACUGAGUUAUAAUGGGUACAACAGUUAUGAGUCAGGCCAAACUGUACUGAGUUAUAAUGGGUACAACAGUUAUGAGUCAGGCCAUACUGUACUGAGUUAUAAUGGGUACAACAGUUAUGAGUCAGGCCAUACUGUACUGAGUUAUAAUGGGUACAACAGUUAUGAGUCAGGCCAUACUGUACUGAGUUAUAAUGGGUACAACAGUUAUGAGUCAGGCCAUACUGUACUGAGUUAUAAUGGGUACAACAGUUAUGAGUCAGGCCAAACUGUACUGAGUUAUAAUGGGUACAACAGUUAUGAGUCAGGCCAAACUGUACUGAGUUAUAAUGGGUACAACAGUUAUGAGUCAGGCCAUACUGUACUGAGUUAUAAUGGGUACAACAGUUAUGAGUCAGGCCAAACUGUACUGAGUUACAAUGGGUACAACAGUUAUGAGUCAGGCCAUACUGUACUGAGUUACAAUGGGUACAACAGUUAUGAGUCAGGCCAAACUGUACUGAGUUACAAUGGGUACAACAGUUAUGAGUCAGGCCAUACUGUACUGAGUUAUAAUGGGUACAACAGUUAUGAGUCAGGCCAUACUGUACUGAGUUAUAAUGGGUACAACAGUUAUGUAGAAUGGACCCUCUGUCACAUGGAUCCUCUGCUACAUGUUGUAGAUUGUAUUACUUGUAACACUCCCUGUAUAGGUGCUCACUGAAGUUGUUGGUUUAAUGUUGGUGUUUCUAGCCAAUGCACAUUUUUCCCAUGGCCAUGACUUCAGUCAACAUAUUUUUAAAAUGUUUCCAAUAAUGUGUCAAUGCCACCACAACACAUGCUGCCUCCUUGUUGUCUUGUUCACUGGGUGCCAGACAGUAAGCUAAGAUUUGUUUUGUUUGAAUAAAGGUGAAGAUUCUCAGUGUUGAGAAAAAUGAAAUGAGCUUUGAAGAUUUACCUACAUUUCUCGAAGUUUGAUGUAUGUAUGAAAUGUCAAGCUCAAUGCGAUCCCUAUCCCACAUCAGCAGGCUGACUGCUGAACUGAAUUGGAUUGUGUUACUGAAUAAAAUGUAUCUGUAUUUCAACAGUA